This is a messenger RNA of Brenthis ino (lesser marbled fritillary), 3225 nucleotides long. The record is from the annotation of a GenBank genome assembly. NCBI's taxonomy places the organism in Eukaryota, Metazoa, Arthropoda, Insecta, Lepidoptera, Nymphalidae.
AUGUGUGCACCAAAUGUUACUGCUAACAAAAGUGUAACGGCAAUAAGUGACGUUCAAUCGAGUGGGCUACCCGUAUCAGAGCCAACGCCGGGGCCUAGCACGUCAUAUUUAAAUUUUAAUAUAACAAGGCCUGCGGCCGUUCAUGAGUGCUUCGUUAAUAACAUUCCCCGUUUAAAUUUGGGUGUUGUCAAUACAUCCUUCAAGGAACCUAAAGUACCUAAAGCUAAUCCAGAACAUUUGCACCGGCUUGAGGUUUUACAAAGAUUCGGUGAUAUAGCUUGGAAAGAUGUUCGGUAUAAUGAUGUGUUAAAAAUCCAUAACGCCGCGCCUGGCUUUGUUGAGAUACAAAUUAAUGAUGAUCUCAGGCAAUUUAUUAAAGGCAAAGAUUACGUAGCCAGUUCUGAAAGAUUAAGAGCUCCUUUAUGCAAUGCAUUGAUCUCUCAGCGAGAGGUUCUCAAUCAUUGUUUGCAGAAAGUUAUUGAUUGGACAGCUUUACCUGACAGUACACUGUCGCCUUCAAAUAUUUACGAUGAAAUAUCUGAGUGUUUCCUACCCUCAUCUAAAUUUCAUAAAAUUAGUGAGGAGAUUAUGCAAUUAGUGUGCGGGAAACGGGUGGAAUAUUUUGAAACUCGUAGGGAGCGUAUCCUUAGUGAGAUUUCAAACAAGAAUUUGCGUGAGGGUCUGCGUAAGAUUCCUCCGAGUUCUAGCUUUUUAUUUGACGAAACUCUACUGCGGUCCUAUAUUCAGAAUACGGGCGGAUCAGAUAAAUGGCUUCAACCUUGGUUUUCUUCUGAGAAGAGCCAGGCUGUCAAUAGUCGUAAAGUGCCUAGCAAGCCAGUUCAGCACAAUUUUCGAGACUUAUCAAAUCAGCCCUUUCGUCAAAAAGCUAGCGAGUCAAGUUAUCGGAAAAACCAUAGCACAAGCUCAUUCAAGCAGAACACUAAGAGCAAGCAAUCCCAAGAUCAAGCAGCUAUUACAACAAGGCGUUCUAGAAGUUGUGAAGCCACAGGAUGUGGGUCCAAGUUUUCUUUCUACAAUGUUCUUGACAAAAAAGAGCAAUGGAUCCGAAAGGCCAAUAUUCAAUUUAAACCGACUGAAUUGUUUUAUAAUUCCGAAAACCUUCAAACUGAUAUCUCACUUUCAAGUUCCUCACUUCCUACAAAGGGAAGACUGGAUGGUGAAAUUGGACCUGUCCUCAGCUUAUUUCCAUGUGAACGUUACAAGGAGUCAUCGGCGGUUUCUGAGGCUUGUUUACGACAACGUGAUUAUGCAAAUGACAUGCCUCCCGUUCGGACUAUCAUGUGCGCCCAAGGUCUUCUCAGCUCUAACGAACUGGGUAGCACAGUGCCUGCGAUCCAAGGGCAUGCGAGUCAUAGUUUACUUGGACGAUUUUCUAAUCGCAUGUCAGUCGAAAAGUCAACUUCAAAGCCAUGUAAGAUCGGCAAUCAGUGUUUUGGAGAACUUAGGAUGGACAAUAAACUACGACAAAUCCGAAAUCGAGCCAGUUCAAAAAAUGGAAUAUUUAGGGUUAGUUUGGGACACCAAAGCCAACUACAAAAGCUUACCAACCAAAAAGAUCCAGAAGUUAUUACUGAUAUUGAAGAGGAUAGUACGGAGACUGAAAAUGUCAUUAAAGGAGGCUCAAAUAAUAUUAGGAACUCUAAACUUUGCGUGUUUCGUUGUACCAAGAGGUCGUCUUUAUUGUCGUCAACUGCAAAUACAUUUACGAAAUCUGAUGCACCUCCCAUCCAACCGCAAACCAGUAGAAGUAACAUGUGUUGUCAUGCGAGAUCUCAGGUGGUGGAUUACUACUCUGCAGAGUCCAAUAGUUCGGAGCAGCCUGCAUUGUCAGUUAAUUCAACACUUUUUGACAACAGAUGCAGCGGAUUACGGGUGGGGGGCACAAUUGGACGACCAGUUCAUAUCAGGAGGAUGGACGCGAGCCCAACGUCACUGGCAUUCCAAUCGGAAAGAGAUGUUUUCCUUAAUAGCACCCGUAAAACAUUUUCGAAAUCGACUUCAUGGUCGUCAUUUGAAUUUCCAAUCGGACAGUCGAACAGUGAUAUCUUAUGUUCGAAGAGAAGGAGGAACACGAUCGACAGCGUUGCUCCAUAUGACUUAUCAACUCUUGGAUUUGAUAGACAAAGAAGAAAUUUUAUUAACAGCAGAGUACAUUCCCGGGAAAUUCAACAGUAUUGCAGACAGCUUAUCCCGCGGGAAAAGGAUUUCGGAAUGGCAUCUUUUACGACCAGCUCUCGUCAAUAUAUUCCGAAAGUUUGGGAUUCCCAAAAUAGAUCUCUUUGCAAGCAAGGAAACGAGAGUUGUGGAGCAAUAUGUUACCAAAGAUUGUCUGGACUCUUCAGCACAAUUUUGCAACGCAUUCAGUCGUCAGUGGCAAUACCAGCUGGCAUGGGUGUUCCCACCACCAAGCUUAAUACCUCGAGUUCUGCACCACUUAAACGCUGCUCGAGGAACAUUUCUUUUAGUAGCCCCAAUGUGGAAGAGGGCUUAUUGGCUACCAGAUCUCCGUCGACGAGCGCUGGCCAGACCAAUGAAAAUAACCAAGCUGGACCAAGUGCUAAUAGAUCAGAUAAUCGGCCUCCCACCACCUCACGUUCAGAACAUGGAUCUUUACGUCUGGAAGAUAGCAGCUGGGGCGAGGUAACUAAAGCUUGGUCAGAAGCCGAAAAAUCGCUUCUUAGAGCUGGCUGGAGAGAAUCAACAUUAAAAACUUAUGGACCAGCAUGGUCCCGAUGGAUGAAAUGGUGUAAAAAUAAUAGUUUUGAUUGCAACUUUCCUUGUGAUGUUAUUCUCUCGAGAUUCUUAGCAUAUCUUCACCUUGAAGAGAGAUUAGCUUAUCCGACUAUAUUGUUGCAUAAGUCAGUAGUUUUAUCUUUUGGGCAAGUCAAACACAAUGAACAUUUAAAUUCUAACUUUCUCGUUCGACAUAUUCUUAAAGCUAUCUCUCUUCAAAGUCCAAAGUUACAGAGAUCACCCAUUUGGGACCCAAGUGACCUACUUGUCUGGCUGGAGCUAAAUCCCCCGAACAAUAUCAGUUUGUUUGAAGCUUCCCGCCGCUGUGUAUGUCUUUUCUUAUUAGCAUCUGGUAGACGCGUUCACGAUCUUACUUUACUCAGAAUAUCUAAUGACUGUUACUUUGACAAUGACAGUCAUAUUAUCCUUUAUCCUGUAUUUGGGUCAAAAACAGACACAGCUACAUACAGG